This is a messenger RNA of Trichosporon asahii var. asahii CBS 2479, 291 nucleotides long. RefSeq lists its product as uncharacterized. The transcript has a single exon. The record is from RefSeq and is a predicted model, not a curated record. Bases 1 to 291 code for a protein of 96 amino acids. NCBI's taxonomy places the organism in Eukaryota, Fungi, Basidiomycota, Tremellomycetes, Trichosporonales, Trichosporonaceae.
AUGGAGCGCAUCGCAGCGCCGUUCCUGUCCAACUCCGCGUGUAUCGUCAGCUGCAGCCGCUCAAACCUUAUCAAACUCCAAGCCACGGCUUCUUACGCCAAGAAUGUCUGCCGCAUUCCCGCCGACACUCGCAAGGUUCGCAGCUGUGCAAGAUGGCAUGCCGACAUCUGGUACCUUUGGUCUGACUUGGAGCGUAUCGUGCUCUGUGAUGUGUUCGUGGUCGGCAUUACGAGAGCCGGUAGGAGGGAGUUGUGGACCACGGGCCUCGAAACGACGUUUGCCCAGAGGUAG